AUGAGAGUCGUACCUAAAAGAUUAGACACUGUAAAUUUUUUGCGACUUGGGGCAAGAAUUUACACAAAACUUGCUGAUAGCGAUCAACCUAAUUUAAAUACAGAUAAUAGUCUGAAGUUUGACAAAACUAGAUCUAACGAAGAGAGUGCAGUUGAACAAAGAAAAGCAGCUCUAGAAAAUGAGUUCUUCUACAAUGAACAAAAAAGAUUGUUUAAAAAACUGAGGGAAAGACUUAAGGAGAAAAGAAAUCAACAUGAGGAUUCACACCGAAGACAAGGGACACAUGAAAGACCACCUACAAGUAAAUGUAGAACAGAAAGGAACUCAAGGCGAGAAAAAUUAAAACCAGAAUAUGAAUAA
This is a messenger RNA of Arctia plantaginis, 360 nucleotides long. The record is from the annotation of a GenBank genome assembly. NCBI's taxonomy places the organism in Eukaryota, Metazoa, Arthropoda, Insecta, Lepidoptera, Erebidae.